This is a messenger RNA of Bombina bombina (fire-bellied toad), 496 nucleotides long. Its product is annotated as gastrula zinc finger protein XlCGF26.1-like. The record is from RefSeq and is a predicted model, not a curated record. The annotation marks the transcript as partial. Gene Ontology annotation, molecular function: RNA polymerase II cis-regulatory region sequence-specific DNA binding; DNA-binding transcription activator activity, RNA polymerase II-specific. Gene Ontology annotation, cellular component: nucleus. Gene Ontology annotation, biological process: regulation of transcription by RNA polymerase II. The transcript has 2 exons. NCBI's taxonomy places the organism in Eukaryota, Metazoa, Chordata, Amphibia, Anura, Bombinatoridae.
CACAUGUACAGAGUGUGGAAAAAGUUUUACACAAAUGCAUUGUCUGAAAACUCAUGAAAGGAUUCACACAGGAGAAAAGCCUUUCACAUGUACAGAGUGUGGAAAAAGUUUUACACAAAUGCAUUGUCUGAAAACUCAUGAAAGGAUUCACACAGGAGAAAACCUUAAACGUCCUUUCACAUGUACAGAGUGUGGAAAAAGUUUUACAGAAAAGAGUGAUCUGAAAUCUCAUGAAAGGAUUCACACAGGAGAAAAAUCUUUCACAUGUACAGAGUGUGGAAAAAGUUUUACACAAAUGAGUAGUCUGAAAACUCAUGAAAUGAUUCACACAGGGGAAAAACCUUUCACAUGUACAGAAUGUCGAAAAUGUUAUACACUAAAGAGUUAUCUGAAAAGUCAUGAAAGGAUUCACACAGGAGAAAAGCCUUUCACAUGUACAGAGUGUGGAAAAAGUUAUACACAAAUGAGUAGUCUGAAAACUCAUGAAAUGAUUCAC